Messenger RNA from Ceutorhynchus assimilis (cabbage seed weevil), 661 nucleotides. Lineage: Eukaryota; Metazoa; Arthropoda; Insecta; Coleoptera; Curculionidae. The record is from the annotation of a GenBank genome assembly.
AGCAGACAUAAGUCUGUGGACAUAAGUCAAUGUGAAUGUGAAAGUCAACUCUUCCAAAUCACACCAUAUUUCCAAUUUUUGUUCGAAUUUUUAGGCAAAUAUAUUAUUUUUCUAAAAUACACAUUUGCAGGAACAAAUUUAGCCAACAAACAUGGCAAGGAAAUCCCAUUUUCUGUUUAAAACCCAACACCAAGCAGUAGAGCUAGAGGCCAGUCAAUUUAUUUACGAAAACACUGACGAUGUUAAUGCAGUUUCUGAUAUAGAAUUGCCUGAAUUUUCAAGUCAGCCCGUUUUGAUUAAUCCCACUCCCAUGCCAGCCGAAGAUGUUCAUUAUUGUCUGACUGCAAAAGAUUCUAUUGAUCCUAGUUAUACCCGGUUAACUUUACCUUAUACAGUGAUCUGUAGGCAGAGAUACAGAAAAGCUUGUGCCAAGCAAAAAGCUCAAUUUGCAGAAGAAAUUAAGAUGCAUGCGAUGUUUAGAGCCAGAGCGCUAGAUGGUGUUAGAAUUCACAGGGAGUUCUGUAACGCUAUUAUAUCGCAAAUUCAUCCUUCAGAGAAGAUAACUUUAACCAAGAAGCAAGAAAAAAGGGUUAGACAAUUGUUAACCGAACCCUAAAAAAAAUGUAUAUGCAAAUCAAAUAUAACACGGUUCUUCAGAAAU